Messenger RNA from Monopterus albus (swamp eel), 4703 nucleotides. Its product is annotated as inverted formin 2. The record is from RefSeq and is a predicted model, not a curated record. NCBI's taxonomy places the organism in Eukaryota, Metazoa, Chordata, Actinopteri, Synbranchiformes, Synbranchidae. The coding region runs from base 950 to 3961 and encodes 1003 amino acids. The transcript is spliced from 18 exons. Gene Ontology annotation, biological process: actin cytoskeleton organization. Gene Ontology annotation, molecular function: small GTPase binding; actin binding.
UCACACUGUGGUACAUUGUUAGCACAACAGUGUUUCCCCUCUGUGCUGAAAGUGAAUGCAGAGGGGAAAGCAGGCCAUUGGUAGGAGCUCUGUUACAAAUAUCUCUGUCACUGGGUCUGACUGAGAAUAGGUCUAAAGUCCUGAUUAUAACUUUGACAAAAUGUCUCAGAACUAAGUCAGUCUCAAGUGUAGGAAGCUCUAUAUGUUCAUGCAGUUUACAACAUACCUAGUGACAAUCAAAGGUUUUAGUUUAAGCUACAUUAAUUAAAUCACCCUGAGCUAAUGUGACUUGAUGAUAGCUAUGUGAGAAAGUGAGCCAUCUGAAUGAAACCUCUAGCCAACCAUACAUGUGUACAUAUAGUCGGAUCAAAAUCCAACUGGUGAAAUUUCCUCAUGCGGUGUGGCCAAAAGCAAGAAAGAAACAAGCAAUUCUGUGGAUAUGGUUGUAAACAUAGCAUGUAGGGGCUAGCAGGCUAACAACACCAGCCUACAAAGUUGUAAAUUAAACAGAAUUUUAUCAAAGAUUUUACUCGUCAUCAUUAACCUCAGUCUCUCUCCCUACAGUCACUGCUAAUAGGCUGCAUGACCCCCCUCCAAAGUUCUUUUAAAAUUCCACCCACCAGCUUGGACCAAUCAGCUGUUUGAUUGGCCACUCCUCUUUUGUGAUUGCCCACCUGUGUCUUCCUCCCAAAUCCCCAAAACUAACAUAUGCCAAUGUUAGGAGACAUGUGACUCUUUUUUUCAACCAACUUUCUUACCAUCUGAUAAUUGAGUGCUGUGAUAAGACAUUCAGGGCUGUUUUGUUGUUGUCUUGCAGGGCUUCAGUUGCUUGAUAUUUUGCCAAAGUUAAGAUAAAAAUGGCAUUCCAGCAGUGAUCUGUGCGUGUGUGGUGCACAGGGAGCAGGAGGAUGAAGACUUGAUUAUUCAGUGUGAAGCUUUUGAAGAGGCUAUGGCUGAAGAUGAGGAGGAGCUGCUGCGAAUGUAUGGAGGCACUGAUAUGAGUAAUCACCUGGAGGUUUUCACCACACUCUUCAAUGAGGUGAGCAGCUAUCCUGCCUCUCUCCAGCUGCUGUCCAUUCUGCAGACGUUACUGGUUCUGGGACCGAGCCGCUCUGAUAUCUGGCAGGCUCUGGAAACCAUCACUAAUAGAGCCAUACUGUUGGCCCAGGACUCUCAGAUGGAGUCCUGUGAGAGGAUCAUGCAGCGGCUGAUGUUCUCAAAAGGCAAGAGCUGGGACGGUCAUCAUGAAGUGGACGGCCAGCGAAUGAAAGUAGACAAGGCUGUGCAGACUGACCUGGAUCAACAGGACAAAGAGACAAUAGACAAAAAUACAGCAUCCCCUCAAAAGCCACUCUGUGCCUCACCUCCACCCCCUCUACCCCCUGGUAUGCCUGGGCUCCAACCUUUAAACCUUUGUCCGCCGCCUCCGCCACCUCCUCCACCCCCAUUGCUACCUGUAAUGUUUAGUGGCCCCCCUCCACCUCCUCCCUUGCCUGGAAUGCCACCUCUGCCACCACCAGUUCCCUGUGGUCCAGGUAUGCCUCCUCCACCACCUCCACCACCCCUACAAGGGAUGGGAGUUGGACCUCCGCCACCCCCUCCUUUACCUGGUAUGCCGCCUCCUCCCCCAGGUAUGAUAGUGGCUCAGACCAGUCAGGUCCUGGGGUGCAGCACACCCGCAAAGACAAGCCGAUGUCCCUCCCUGAGAAUGAAGAAGCUCAACUGGCAGAAGCUUCGUGCUGUUACUGAUGCUCAGUCCAUGUGGGCCUCAGUUCAGAAAGAGCCUCCUCCUCGGGAGCCGGACUACAGCAGUAUUGAGCAGUUGUUCUGUCUCCCAGUGACCAAAGACAAAGACAAGGGGUCAGCUGCUCCUGUCAAGAAGGAGCCAAAAGAGAUUACAUUCAUUGAUCCAAAGAAAAGCCUGAAUGUGAAUAUAUUUCUAAAGCAGUUCAAAUGCACAAGUGAGGAUUUUGUAUCCAUGAUUCAGAACGGGGACCGUAGUCGUUUUGAUGUAGAGGUGCUAAAGCAGCUGCUAAAGCUCCUACCAGAAAAGCAUGAGAUUGAAAAUUUAAAGUCUUUCCAAGGAGAAAAGGACAAGCUGUCAAAUGUCGACCGCUUCUACACUGCCCUCCUGACUGUGCCGUGUUAUCAUUUGAGGAUUGAGUGUAUGUUGUUGUGUGAGGAGACCUCCUCAGUACUGGACAUGCUCAGUCCUAAAGUCAAGCUGGUUGAGGAGGCCUGCCAGUCUCUCAGAACGAGUACACUCAUGCCCAGUUUCUGCAGGCUCAUCCUUGAUGUUGGAAAUUUUCUCAACUAUGGAAGUCACACGGGGAAUGCAGAAGGGUUCAAGAUCAGUUCUCUGCUCAAGCUCACAGAGACCAAGGCCAACAAGAGCCGCAUUACACUGCUUCACCACAUCCUGGAGGAAGCGGAGGCAAAACACCCAGAGCUAUUGGCACUGCCAGAGGAUAUAGAGAUCUGUGAAAAAGCAGCAGGAGUUAAACUGGAUUCUGUCCAGUCAGAAGCCAGCUCCUUACUAAAACGACUGAACGAGACAGCCAGGAAGGUCUCCAACUCUGUGGAUGAGGUGAAAGAGCAAUAUGCAAAAGCUCUUGAGGAAGGACAGGAGGCAUGCCGAGUAUUAAAUGAAAGGUUCACUGAGAUCGAGAAGAAGAGGAGUGAGCUGGCUGUCUACUUAUGUGAAGAUGCUAAUCAGCUGUCACUUGAGGAACUCUUCGGAACCAUCAGGACAUUCCGAGAACUUUUCAUCAAGUCGCUGAAGGAAAACAAAACCAUGAAAGAGCAGGCAGCCAAGGCAGAGAAGAGAAAGAAGCAGCUGGCAGAGGAAGAGUCCAAGAGACAGAGGGGAGAGAAUGGGAAAAUUAUCAGGAAAGGCAUUGUGCCACAGAAUGAUGGCUGCAUUAUCGACCACCUCCUGGCGGAUAUCAGGAAAGGUUUCAGCCUAAGAAAGACCAGGCCCAGGUGCGAUUCGGAAAGCCUCCCUUCUAGUGAAAUACAUAGGGAUACCAGCGCGCCUGAAUCAAGUGUGAAGCCUGUAGACGAAGAAGCCGCAAACAUGGCCACCAGUUCCGCUCCCACCAAACCUCAGACAGAGGCUCACCAGGCCAGCGCAGGCGAAGUGAACGGCUUCAUCAGCCCAUCAGAAGAGACUCCACCAGCACAGAAAACAGUGCCAGACGCAGCAGCUGUAUCUCCCAGAACACCCCCAGGAAAACCAGCCAUUGUGACGGAGGCACCCCUAGAGAGACCUGUGUCACUGCAGGUGGAGCAACACCUGGAGAAACCUGCAGUAUCAUCCCUAAGUAUGAUGCCUCCUCAGGUUGACAGGGAACAUCAACCGUGUCUCAGCACAAAUGGCUUUUCAUUAGAUUCAGCUGAGACCAGCAUCCUCAGCCCAUUUUCUCCCUCAGAUUCUGACCUGCUAGAUGCUGUGUUAGACAGCACUUCCAGCCUGGUACCAGAGAAGCUGCUGCCUGAGGAGCCAAUAGAUAUUAGUGUGAAUGUUCAGAUCAAGAAAAGCCAUUUAUCUAAUACAGACACUGAUGUGAUGCAGAGUAGUGAAAGCCAUAUAAUGGAAGAUGGGAAAGGUGGAACUAGUAAUAAAAUAAGCCCUUUAACAGAGACUGUAAGAGAAGAGAAGGGCAGAGAAGAACCAGAAUGCACUGUUGCUCAAACGUCCAGCCAAGAUGAGAUUGUGAGUCACAAAGAGUCGAACCUUAAAAGCAGUCUGACCAAACUCGGUGAGUGCAUCGAGGUGUGUGACAUCCCAGAUGGACUCAAAUUAGAAGAGCCGUCGUCAGUGUCUGAAGCAGUGCUUCCAUCUCUUAAGCCUGAACCAAAGAAAUGGAAGAGUCUCUUUAAACGAAGCAAAAAGAAGAGUAAUCAAGGCAACAGUGGGAAAGGACACACUAAACAUAAAACAAGCUGUGUGUUGCAGUGAGGUAGGUCAAGUCGAUGUGAUAGCAAACAGUAAGCAGGACCGUCAUCUUGAUGAGCUCAGUCACCGUCGAAGCUUUGUUCCAAAUAACGUGUCAUUUGUUGGUCUAACUGGAAUCUGGAUUUCAUUUGUCUGUGUUGUCCAGCUUUUAACACUUGCUAACAAUUUUCCAAUUCAGAACCUAUCAGGCCAAAUUCUUAACAGCAUUUGAGCCAAUGCACAGCUCUUGAGGUGUUUCUAAUUUACAUCAGACCUGAGGGAAACUAGUCCUGAAAGUGCUAAUAAUGUACAGCAGUUAAUCAGUGGUUAAGCAAAGUAACCACGUUUCAGCGCUCAACCAGCCUUGCAGUUUGUGAAAUCAUUGUGGACUGAGUUGUUUCAUGAAAGCUGUCACUUUUGUGUCUUUUCUCUUUCCAUAUUUUCUUGUUCAUCCCCUAAAUCUGCAACUGGGACUGUUUUACUACUAACACAGUCUCGUGUGCAUCCUGUAAACUGUGCUUUGUUAAUCUGACUGUGAUGAAAGAUACUGCAUUUGAUGUAAAUGUAUUAAAAAUGUUUUAUCGCAAAACACCACAUUUAAAACAUUUUAAAAUAGACUUAGUAAUCCUUGCAAGUUAAACAAUUGUGCAUAGAUUUCUCUGCCAAGAGCUUUUGAGGCAACAACUGUCCAGCUGUGUAUGUAUUAACUUGCAAUGGUAUAAAAAAAAAUUUAAAUAUCAUUGAUUCUGUCUAUUCAUUUUAGUUU